Messenger RNA from Acanthoscelides obtectus, 1165 nucleotides. Lineage: Eukaryota; Metazoa; Arthropoda; Insecta; Coleoptera; Chrysomelidae. The record is from the annotation of a GenBank genome assembly.
GAUGAGUUCGUGCGUCGCGCGUUGCGUCCUGCGGCCGUCCGCGAUCGUGAACUUGAUAUUCGCAGGCGGCAGCGCGGCAACGCAAUGGCGGCGUCGCUCAGUGGCUGACGCGCGUUGCUCGCGAUCGGACCGGCGGACCAAAGGCGUCGCGACGCUCCGAAAAGCGCGCGCUUUCGCAGGCUUACGUGCUGAUAUAACAAUUAUUAUUGUUUCUGUUUUAGUAUAAUUGUCGUAAUGAACUUGGUUUAGUGCAAAUGACGCUUGAGAGGGUAAAGUUUUGGAUUAAGAUGAGUGUGGAUGAGCUGACGCUGAAUAUAUUUCGUUUGAAGAAGGAACAUUUGGAUUGUUUACCUUUGCUUGCUGUGCGCUGCAUUUAUUUCCGUGAAUUUGGACUAUUAAAUGCAACCAAAGUUUUAAAACAAGAGGCCAGGGUGUGCAUCAGUAGGGUGCACAAAUUCCGCUUCAAAGGGAUUUUUGCUGAAACGGUUCCCAAAUGAUCCCCAUUGGAGAAAGAAGUGGACAGCAAAGAUGAAAAAGAGAAAAUAGUUACUAACAGAUUCCUUAUCUUUGUGUGGUGUAAGACAAGCCAGUAUAGCUUCGCAUUUUGAAUAAUAUGCCUAUUUUGUAUAAAAUUAAAGACGAAAUACGAUAUACUAUUGAAUUGAUAAAUGUUAUUAAAUCAGAAUCACUACCUACAUCGUUUCUCAAAUUUUCUAUGAUUUUGUUUUCGAUUCAUUUUCCAGAAAUGAGGGCAAAAGUGAGAGAACAUAGGAAAUUGUCAGUGUAUGAUGUAUCCUUUAAUACAAUGUUACGGCCAGUUCUUUCCAGGUAAAACUUAAGUGAUGAGACAAUUAUGUCAGAAUCUUCUGUGAUAUGGAAAGCGUGUUUAGAAAAUACUUUGAAAUAGUUUGUUCUCAAAAUAUUAAUAUGAAAGAUUUUUUCGUUAAUAAAAUAAAAGAAAUACUAGAUAAUAUAUUAACUUGUCAUAAUGUUAACCAAAAAUUGUUAGUAGAUGGUAGGUAGUUUUUAGGCUCAAACUAGUUAGUAAGAAAAAAGUUAAUUUACUCAAUAAAUAUGCAAGACAGUAAGAUAAAAGCUAUUUAAAUAUAUUCUGUAUCCUUACUUAAGAAUAAAGUCUUAAUUGCUGGUUGAGCAUCUUUACUAG